CCCUGCUUGCCUCUCUCCAUGCGCGCGUGUAGUGUGGAAAAACCGAAACGACAUCCACACGGCAGCGUCCGAGCACCACCAGCAACCCCUCCUCGCCGGUGACCGCCACCAGAUCCCGCGGCGGCGACCGCCGUCAUCCGCCACCUCCCGGCGGCAGCGAACCUGCGCGGUUCUCCGUUCGGAUCGCCCGGCGCGCUCCGAGCCAUUGACGAGCUCCCGUCCGCGGGAGCGGCAGCCGCGAACGCGAGCGCGCCUCCGCCGUUCGGCCCCUCGCCUCCGCUCCGCGACUCGAUUCCGUCGAUUCCGCGGGCUCCGGCCGCCAUGCGCGUGCCGCAUUCUCUCUCUCGUCUCCUUCUCUAGCCUCUCCGUCGCCGCCGCCGUCGCCGUCGCCGUCGCUCGCUCGCUCGGCUUGCAUCUGAGCUCGGGGAUCCGAAGAGGAGUGCGUUCGUCGCCAUGUCGGACUGGUUCACCUCCAAGCUCAAAGCCGCCGAGAGUAUUCUUCAGAAGAUCGAUCAGCAAGCGGCCGAGUCGCUCCGUAAGGAUGAGAGGCCUCAAUCUGAUGGUUUAAGCGUUGACACUGUGACGAGGACUGGAGGCCCGGUGCCUUUGAAGGAUCAAUUGAAAAAGAAAUCGCCGGAUAAUAGUGACCAUGGGGGUAGAUUAUUUAGUGAUUUCAGCAGUAGCACGAUUAGCCAACAUGAAAGUAAUAAGGGGAUUGUGAGCGCUUCGAGCCCGAAACCCAAUCCGACACCUAACUCCAAUGUUACUGAUGGUGACUGGACUGAGCUGUUGAGCUCGCAAAACCCACCAUUAGCCUCCCCUGUGAAACGUGGCAAUGGGUUGCCUGGGGUCGUCGGUGGUAAGAAUAGCUACAGGAGGCAGGGGAGCUUUGGUUCUAAUUCGAUGUCGAUGGAGCUGAAGAGGAACCAAAAGACCAGUAAUACUGUUGCGAAAGUGUCUAGGAGGUCAGGCAGUCUCAGGGACAACAGGUUGAAUGGGAAACCUGCUGAUGCGGAAGACUCUGGGUUAUCUGAUUCUACAGGCAUGAGCAUGACUCCAGAUGUUAAUUCAGCAAACAAUGGGAAGUCCGUGGAGCAACAAGCUUUGCAUCAGAAGGUUGCAAAAGGAAAUAUGAUGCUUAAAGCAUUGCCUAAGGAGAGUAUGGAGAAUGUUGGGCAAUUGAAUGUUGUCCCCCUUCGGGAGAAUGUCUCUCAUUUAGUAGAUGGCAGUGGUUCCACUGUUCUACCAAUCAGUGCUGUUGAUGCUGCUUCUCAAUUGAAGGUAGGAUUUAAUAGAGAUGGUCAUGGGGUACAGGGCACUUUGGGUACUUCUGUUCCUAGAGAUGUCAAUGGGAUAAGUGAUGCUGGUUCAGCCUCAGAGACUUCAUCUGGUUCAGCAUCCAAUUCUGAGAGUGAAGAUGAACGGGAAAGAGAGGAGAGAAGAAAAAGAAGGGAGAAGAUUCUUGCUGAGAAAGCAGCAGCUAAGUCUGUUGAGGCCAUUAGAGAACGUGAGAAUAUGGUUGCAAGGUUGGAGGGAGAGAAGCAGAGUUUGGAGAAAAUAAUCGAAGAAAGGGCAAAGCAACAAGUGAAAGAGGCUUCGGAACUGCAGACAACAAUGAUGGAGACUAUGGAUGCUGUGGAGCUGGAAAAGCAGAAACACAAUAAUACCAGAAUGGAGGCCCUUGCACGGUUAGCUAAACUGGAGACAGCAAAUGCUGACCUAGCCAAAUCUCUUGCAACUGCACAAUGGAAUCUUGAAGUAGAGGUGAAGAAGGUGGCUGAACUUCGGCAACAAAUUGAGUUGAAAGAAGUAGCCCACGAAGAACUAAGAAGGAGGAUCUCCAACAGCCAUCAGACGGGACCCUCUGGAAAGCAGUUAGCCUCUACAAAGGCAUUGGAAGUUGAACGAGAGCUGCUUGAGGCAGAGUGUUCUUUUCUUGCUGACAAAAUUGAGAAGUUGGAGGAAAAGGCCAAGAAUAUUGAAGCAAACAUUGAAAUGACAAGGAAGGAAAUGGAGGAGCCAACGGAAGUAGAACUUGAGCUGAAGCGACGGCUGGGUCAGUUGACUGACCAUCUAAUUCAGAAACAAGCCCAGGUCGAAGCUUUAUCCUCGGAGAAGGCAACUCUCGUCUUCAGGAUUGAGACGGCCUCGAGGAUGCUGGACGAGGGCAAUUCAGCUAUCAAUGUGGACAGCUUCUCCAGCGUUCCCUUGAAGGACAUAGAGACGGGCACCUGGGAGCUAUUCAACUCGAGGACGAGGCCCUCACUGGAAGCCAAAAUCCGGUCCGGGAGGGAGCAACUGCACGUGCUGCUCCGGCAGCUGGACGCCAUAAUCUUGGCCGGUUCCGUUUUCCUGAAGAGGAACCCCACGGCCAAAAUCUGGUCUCUUGUCUACGUCGUGUGCCUCCACCUGUGGGUGCUCUACAUCUUCACGUCCCACACGCAGCCGACGCCCGACACCCGAUCAGGUGCCGUCGUGUCCUUGGAAAACAUGAACAGCUCGGGCGUCUGAUAUGGCGUGCGCAGGGCGUUUUCUGAUUAUUUGACGCGGUCCUUUGCCUCUGCAUAUUUUAGAGGCGCAUUGGUUUUAUACCUGGUUUCUGGGCCAUGCUCAUGCAAUUUUUCCUUCGUGGCCUCCUUAAAUAAACGAAAUACAGAGAAAUGUAAUGUAUAUUUUCGAUCUUACAAAGUAUAGAGUGAGCCAUGUUAGCUGCGGAAAGUUUCCGCAUCCCACUUUCAUUUU
Messenger RNA from Eucalyptus grandis, 2742 nucleotides. Its product is annotated as golgin candidate 2. NCBI's taxonomy places the organism in Eukaryota, Viridiplantae, Streptophyta, Magnoliopsida, Myrtales, Myrtaceae. Gene Ontology annotation, biological process: retrograde transport, vesicle recycling within Golgi; Golgi organization. Gene Ontology annotation, cellular component: Golgi membrane; Golgi cisterna. Bases 454 to 2511 code for a protein of 685 amino acids. The record is from RefSeq and is a predicted model, not a curated record. The transcript has 10 exons.